This is a messenger RNA of Dromiciops gliroides (monito del monte), 1725 nucleotides long. It is a transcript of the gene PEX10, whose product is annotated as peroxisomal biogenesis factor 10. Bases 86 to 1066 code for a protein of 326 amino acids. Gene Ontology annotation, biological process: protein import into peroxisome matrix. NCBI's taxonomy places the organism in Eukaryota, Metazoa, Chordata, Mammalia, Microbiotheria, Microbiotheriidae. Gene Ontology annotation, cellular component: peroxisomal membrane. The record is from RefSeq and is a predicted model, not a curated record. Gene Ontology annotation, molecular function: zinc ion binding. The transcript is spliced from 5 exons.
UCCGCGCGACGGCGGUCACUAGGCCCCGCCCUUUGGGCGCCGUGGGGCCCUGCUCGGAGCCGGGAGAUCGUUAGGAGUCGUGGCCAUGGCCCUGGCGCCCGCCAAUCAGCCGGAGCUGAUCCGCGCCGCGCAGAAGGAUGAGUAUUACCGGGGCAGCCUUCGGAGCGCAGCCGGAGGUGCCCUGCACAGCCUGGCAGGUGCUAAGAAAUGGCUAGAGUGGAGGAAGGAGAUUGAGCUGCUGUCAGAUGUGGUAUACUUCGCCCUCACCACAUUUUCAGGGUACCAGACUCUCGGUGAAGAAUAUGUGAACAUCAUCCAGGUGGACCCAUCUAAGAGAAGAGUCCCGUCUUGGCUUCGCCGAGCCGCGCUGGUCUCCUUGCACACUCUUGUACCCUAUGCGCUGGACAGAGUCCUCGUACAUCUCGAGCAGGAGCUUCAGACAGAAGUGGAGAGCUCCAGGCACAUGCAGAACAGCUUCCUGCCUGGUGUCCGAGGGAGGUCGGCGGUGCGACGGUGGCUUCACAGACACAUCCGCCAUCUGUCUGAGGCGCAGAAGAAGACGCUCCUGCGCACUGUGUACGUUCUGAAGCAGAGCAUCACCUGCCUCCACCGGCUGCACGUUGCCAUGUUCUACAUCCACGGCAUCUUCUACCACCUGGCCAAGAGGUUCACGGGCAUCACCUAUCUCCGUGUGCGUGGCUUCCCUGGGGACAACCACAGCAUCCGCUGGAGCUACGGGGUCCUGGGGACGGUGUCCCUGCUGCAUCUCCUGCUCUCAGUUGGCGUCCAGGUCUACAGCUUCUCUCAGAGGCAGAGGGCACGGAAGGAGUGGAAGCUGCACCGCAGCCUCUCCCACCGCAAGAGCCACGUGGAAGAGAAGUGUGUGGGCAGGAGCUCCGUGUGUACCCUGUGCCUGGAGGAGCGAAGGCGAGCCACUGCCACACCCUGUGGCCACCUCUUCUGCUGGGAGUGCAUCACAGAGUGGUGCAACACCAAGACAGAAUGUCCCCUCUGCAGAGAAAAGUUUCAUCCACAAAAACUGAUUUACCUGCGGCAUUAUCGUUAGUGCUAACAAACCCAGCUCAAAGGGCAACAGAAGAAAAGGAAGAAGCUCUCAAGAGAUCAUGUUUUUAUUAAUGGACCAAAAGCAGAGUUCAUUUUAAUUUAUCCAGAAUCAUGAGGGUGACUUAACUUGCACUGAAAUUAUUCAGUUAAUUUGUUUUUGAAAUCACUGCAUAAGGUACUUUGUCCAGUGCUCAGAUAUUGAGGGAGGUACAGUGGGCAGUUAGGCCUAACUUAAUAACUUUGGGGAGUAUCCUAUCCAAGGAGAGGACUUCAAACAGGUAUGCAUAUAUGCACUGGAACAUAUACACCAAGGCAAGCUCCAUUUGACUCAGAAAAUUCAUCCUGGAUCUUAGACACUGUUGCCCAAUGUAUGAAUGUCCCAUCUUCCUUUCUAAUUAGGGUGGGAUAAUUGAGUUGAUUAUUUUAGACAAGUAGCCUUCUAACUUCCUUUCCCCCAAUUUCUGUGCUACUUGAAAACAGUUUCUGAGAAGUCAGCAUUUUGUGUAUUCAGAAAAGGGCUCACUGUGUUUAUCAAAAAAGCAAAGUUUUAGGUUUUCUUUCCUUACCCCCCAACUAAUGUGCAUCUGAAAGUAGAUUCUUUCGAAUUUACAUUCUAAGCAGUCAAAAAUAAAGGUCUGUGUAUAUAUUAUGGUAUAAUAA